Messenger RNA from Spathaspora passalidarum NRRL Y-27907, 4285 nucleotides. RefSeq lists its product as uncharacterized. Bases 1 to 1860 code for a protein of 619 amino acids. The transcript has a single exon. Lineage: Eukaryota; Fungi; Ascomycota; Pichiomycetes; Serinales; Debaryomycetaceae. The record is from RefSeq and is a predicted model, not a curated record. Gene Ontology annotation, cellular component: nucleus. Gene Ontology annotation, molecular function: protein binding.
AUGGAAUUGGAAAAUGUAUUGAAAAGGUUUAAAUUGACUGAACAAGAUUUGGCAAUUUUGGAAUCUAAAGUUUACUGGGAACGGAAACUUAUUGCUUUGUUAUUGCAGUAUGUUUACAUAUUUCCAAAUGAUGAAAAUAGUAAGCGGGAAUUCAACGAUUGUGUUAGCAAUGAAAAGGUUCAAGUUACAGGUAAGUAUUUAACCCCUGGAAAGAGAGGGGUUGUUGCUUGUAAGGAUUUUAAACAACCUGGGGAAGUUAUUAUGGAAAUUAAUCCAGUUGCAGUUCCUUCAUCUGAUUCUAUUGAUUGUUUUACCAAAAAUUACCAAAUUGAAGAACUUGAAAAAGUAUUAGAACCUUAUAUUAACAAAGUACAUCCAGGAAGAAAAGAAGAGGAUGAUAUCACAUUUCAACUAGUUAUCCGGGUUUAUCUCACUUAUUUGUAUGAUCCUCAUUACAAAGCCAGAGUGGAUAAUUUGUGUACUCACCAACAUGAACAAAGGCUUGACCCCAUUAGAGAAUACAUAACCCUUCUGCAAUCUCGUCUUGUUCAGAUAUUAACUGACUUCUUAAACAGUCUGACAAUUGGGAAAAGUGUUCUUAAAGAGAAAUCAUUGAUUCAUCUGCAAAGGAAAGGAUGGAAAUUUCUCGAAGCAUUGAUUUGCGUUGUUUUAAUUAACCACAAUAUUUUAUUGGAUCAAGAUAAUGAACCAAUUGGAAUCGGGUUGGAUCCUGAUUUCUCGUUAAUUAAUCACAGUUGUGCUCCUAAUUGUAUCUUGAAACACAAACAAAAUUGGCUGGGGUUUGAACUUGUGAAUACUGUUCCAAUUGUAAAAAAUUCUGAACUUACUGUAACUUAUAUUGAUACUUGUUUUCCCAAAGAACUUCGAAUGUUAGAUUUACGGUCCAGAUAUUUCUUUAACUGUAAAUGUGAAUUAUGUCUGAAGCAAGAGGAUCCAUACUUUAGUUAUUGUUGUCCCUAUUGUCAUGGAGCACUCAAAACAGUCCCUUUUGUACAAUUUUUAAUUAACAACAAUUAUCCACCCCCAACUUGUUUAAGCUGUUCUAAAACCAUCAGUUCUGUGUCCUAUAACAAUACCAACUAUAUUAUUAAGUUUUUCCUUGCCCUGAUUCUUUUUUGUCAUAGAAAGUUUGUGAACGCUGACAGUCCAGAACACAUCUUAUUCUUGACAAAAGAGUUGGAAAUGAAUUGCAAGGCCAAAUUAAAGGAUGUAAUUGAAGGUUUAUUAUUGAACUCAGAUGACUUUACUCUAGAAGAUAGUCAAUUCAAUAUUGUGUACAGAUUGAUAAAUGAGAUCAUUCAAUACAAUGUGUUUCCGGUCUAUGCAUUUCCCAUGAACAGAAUUAUUGGUUCUUUGGAUGAAACAAAAGAAACUAAGGAGUUGACGAUUCUUGGUAUGAGGUUGAAUUUAGGGCUUAUCAAUACUUUACUAGUUACAAUUCCAUCUGAUUUGAGUCAUCAAGAAUCCCAAAAUGGGCUGAUGUUUUUAGAACUUGCUGGAAAGGUUUUGCAUAUCUUACUGGUUGCAAAUGAUGUAAACUACUAUUCUAUUGGUGAUCGCAGAAUGGAUCUUGGAGUGUUAUGUCUAUGUGGUGAAUUCUUCACUAGACAAGUUGGAGUUAAGUCCAAGGAACUAAUUGUUCAACAGUAUUUGGAAGUCUACCAAGAAUUCUCCAAGAAAUGGCCCAUCGAGAACCCUGAACCCCAGGUCAGUCUCACCCAUUACUGUUUACGCCAAUUAUUCGAGUUUGCUAAUAUACUGCAUUUGUUUAUUGAAACAACUACCGAGUUUAGAUUGUACAAUGCCAAAAGAGAGGUAAUUCCGUUAUUCUAUAUAUGAUUAAAAAAAAACACAACUUCUAUACAUCGUUUAAUGCAACACAUACAGCACCCUUAUGGUGACCAUUAUACUGUCUAACAGUUUCACUAUUAGACAAAUCCCACAACCUCACAUAAUGAUCAGAACAAGCAGUCACUAGGUAUGCACUGUCUGCACUGAAUGCACAAUCCCAUACCCAUCGUUGAUGUCCCUGUAAUGUUGUUUCCAAAGUAAAAUUUUGCUCAGUAGACCAAAUUCUAGCUGUAUGGUCUGCUGAACAAGUAGCCAAAUGUUUCAUAUCCGUCAGUAAUAAUACCCGAGUGAUAUAUUUCAGAUGGGAUCGGAACUUAGUAACGGGUGUUAAUGAAGUUAUAUCCUUUUGAUUUUGCAUUUUCCAUACAUAACAAUUCCCCUUGUGAUUCCCAGCCACAAGCAUUGAUCCAUCACUGGCUACAGAUAUGGAAUUUAUAGGCACAUCAUCUUCAGGAAUUAAAUGAUGAGUGCAUUGAUUCUCACCUAGAUCCCAAACACGAAUGUUUCCGUCUUGAUCACAACUUAUAAGUUCACCUUGAUUAGGAUGAAUGACAACUUCAUUCACAGGACAAUUAUGUUUGUAAUUCCUUUGCACAGACGGAGACCUCACAUCCCACACUUUAACCAUUCCAUCUUCCAGAGAUGUAACCAUCCAUUUAUUUUCCGCUUGGAAGGCAAGCGAAGUCACGUUAUUAGUAUGGCCUUCAAAUGUCAUGACGGGAUUAUUAUCACUAUUGCCACCGGAAUUACUUCCACCACCUGUUCCAGCAUUAGCAGCUGAUGUUUGAGCUGCGUUGUUCCCGGUACUCCCACCCUGUCGUAUGUCGUAUAAUCGAACAUAUAAGUUCCCAGCAGCAGCAAGGAAUCGUUUGUCGGAGGUGAUUUCCAAUCGAUUGACCUGGGAGUCUGUAUGUUGGAUUGUUCGGGAACAUACCCCUGUUAAUGCAUCCCAGAAUCUAAUUGUAUGAUCAUAACCUGCUGAUGCUAAUAUAACAGACAUGAUUUUGAUUGAGUGAGUGGAGCAGAUGUAAGAUGUCAAUAUUUGGAAGAAAUGAUAUCAGAAAUAUUAUUACGUUUGUAUUUUUCUGGUGAGUACACUACUUAAUUUUAUUGCACUAUCUAUAUAUAUAUAUCUAUCAACAAGAAUGCUAAUAUGAUAAUGUUACUUAAAAGCCGUUAAUCUUUGUAUAUACUAUGUAAGUUAUUAAAUGUUCAUCUAGUUUGAAGUGAAUGUGGUUUCUCAUCUAUUAAAAAUAUUGAUUGAUAAUCAUUCUUUGUUCAGGGGUUAAACUGACAGGAUAAUCAACCUUAAAUGUUAUUUCCAAAUCACCUCUAGUUCCUGGAGCCUUACUUAUAGGCAUACCUAAUCCUGGGUAUGUUGUGGUGGUGUUUGGUUGAACUGGUUGUGAUCUUGAGAAUGGUAUUCUUCUUCCGUCUAUGGUGGUGACUUCUCGUUCAAAUCCACACAAGGAUUCCUUGAAUGAUAAAGGUAAGUUCAUCUUCAAGUUAUUACCAUCUCUCUUAAAUACAGGAUGAGGCUUUUCUUCAAUCACAAAUUGAAUGGUUUGUCUACCACCGGUUUCUGGUUCAUAAUCACCUUCGUUAGUGAAAUUGAUCUUGGUACCUGCUUUCCAACCAGGUUUAAUAUUUAUAGUAACAAUUGAAGAACCUUGACUACCAUCGGCAUUCUUUCUAUUAAUCUUCAACUUCUUGGUAGCACCAGCAAACAAAUCUUCUAAAGCAACAGGUAAUUGUCUGGUAACUGUGGUUGGCUCAGCUCGAGCGGCUGAUCUUCCACCAAACCCACCAGGCAUACCUCCUCCUCCUCCUCCACUUCUGAAUCCGCCUGCUCCACCAAAUGGACUACCACCAAAUGGACUACCACCGGCACCUCCGGGGAAGCCGCUGGAACUGAAUGUAAAUCCAUCAUCACCCAUGCCGAAUCCACCCAUUUGUGAGAAUAUAUUGAAUGCGUCAGCUUGUGAAAAUCCACCAGAAUGGAAUCCUCCACUUGGCAUACCUCCACCACCGAAUCCUCCGGCUCCUCCGAAUGGAUUACCACCUGCUGGGGCAUUUCCUCGAGCAGCUUCUAACCCGUAGUCAUCAUACACUUGUCUUUUAUCUUCAUUGGAUAAGAUAUCAAAUGCUUCUGAGAUUUCUUUGAAUUUUUCAGUAUCACCAGUUGGUUUAUCUGGAUGGUACUUCAAUGCUGAUUUUCUGUAUGCCUUCUUAAUUUCUUGUUCACUGGCAGUUGGACUGACUCCCAAUAAAUCGUAGAGCUUAGUUUCCUUAACCAUUGUGUGUGAUUAUGCUUAUACUGAAAUGUACUUAAUUGUUGCGAGGGUAAAAGGGGGGUUAAUUGCAAUUGUAAGGGUUAACAAAAAUUGCUAUCUCCUGAAAGAAAUGGGUGAAU